Molecule: messenger RNA, 3277 nt
Organism: Chanos chanos (milkfish)
Lineage: Eukaryota; Metazoa; Chordata; Actinopteri; Gonorynchiformes; Chanidae
Gene: aoc2
Product: amine oxidase copper containing 2
Exons: 4
Coding region: 55-2325 (756 amino acids)
Biological process (GO): amine metabolic process
Cellular component (GO): plasma membrane
Molecular function (GO): copper ion binding; quinone binding; primary methylamine oxidase activity
Source: RefSeq, a predicted model, not a curated record
CCUUUCUCAGGAUUGUUACCAGGAUAAGGCUACAACGGUAUAGUUGCUCAAACAAUGUAUUCAUCUGUGAAGUACCUGUUUAUUCUCCUCGUGCUUGCCUCAUUUAUACUGAACAUCGUGCAAAUAUGUCUAAAUUCCAAAAGAAUACAGAAAUGCCAACCUCAUCUGCAGGACUCUCUAGUAGUCAACCAUACAGACCACAGUCUCGUGUUUGCAGACCUCAGCCCCGAAGAGUACCGCGCUGUUCGUGACUACAUGUGGGAACAAAGAGAUUUAAAUAUUUCACGAGAUGCAAGUACAAAAGCUUCAGGGAACUUUAUUUUUCUCAUAGACCUGCGGUUGCCAAAAAAAGUUGAUGCGCUCCACUACUUGGACACGAAAGGACCGAAGCCCUCCAGAGAGGCCACGGUGGUGGUUUUCUUUGGCUCACUUGGCUACCUCAAAGAGUAUGUAGUUGGACCUAUUGCUGGUCCGAAUAUGAGGCAUCGUGAUGUUACGUUUGAAAAAUACAACGUAAAAAUGUUACCUGUAACCGCCCGACCAGUGACAAUUGGAGAAUAUGUGCAAGUUUUUACCUUCUUGCACUAUGAGGUAUUCCUAGAACUCGAACAAAUACUUAAGGAAAGUUUUGACUAUACCCAAGGCAAGAAGACACUGCACAUUUUCGAAGGCAUGCCGAGAGGUGUAAAAUCUGGGGAUAGACAAACCUGGAUUUCUUUCUUUCGCGAUUAUAGCGGAAUGUAUAUUCAUCCUGUGGGGUUUGAAGUCUUAAUUGAUCAUGGAAGCACUAAUUCAUCCAGAUGGGCCAUUAAAAAGUUGCUAUAUAACGGUCAAUAUUUCGACAGCGUACAUGAAUUUAAAACAAUGUAUGGUUUGGGUAAAGUGAAAAAGAUAACUUACAAAGAUACUGCAAAUUACGCUUCUUUGAAGCCUCGGACUAAACCCACGGGUUUGGCUCCUUAUCAGUUCUAUCCUCAGGGUAAACGCUUCAGUGUGCGUAAUAGCCAGGUAAUUUACCUUGACUGGUGUUUUUCAUUCGGCCUUAGCUCACUCACUGGCAUGCGUGUAUUCGAUAUCCGUUUCAAGGGCGAAAGAAUUGCUUACGAGCUUAGUGUGCAGGAGGCUAUGUCUGUGUACGGAUCGGUAACACCAGGGAUGAUAAUGACAAAGUUUCUUGAUUCAAGUAUAGGAAUAGGUCGCUUUGCCCACGAGCUGGUUCGGGGUGUCGAUUGCCCAAAUGUUGCCACUUACAUCGACACUUAUCGCUACAUUGACACUAACGUUACACAGCGAUUUAGGAAUUCUAUAUGUGUUUUCGAGCACGAUGUUGGCCGACCUCUCCGUAGACAUUUUGCUGACUUUUUCCAUAACAGCUUCGGUGGCAUGCCCAACAGUGCGUUGGUUUUCCGCACCAUCACUGCCAUAGGGAACUAUGACUACGUGUGGGACUUCAUAUUUUAUCAGAGCGGAUCAGUGGAGGCCAAAGUGCACGCGACUGGCUACAUAUCAUCAUCCUUCAAAAUUGAUGGCAGUCUAAAAUAUGGCCACCAGGUCGCAGAAAAUACCAUCGGGAAUAUACACACACACUUCAUAAACUUCAAAGUUGAUCUGGAUAUUUUAGGUGUGAAGAAUGUGUUCCAGACCAAGGACAUGAGGUAUGAGGAGGUGUUUCUGCCGUGGAUGCCUGAGCGCAAAGCUAAGGUUCCCCAGCUUGUGGAGCAGCAGCUGAAAACGGAGAAACAGGCAGCUAUGCGCUAUGGAAUGAAGACACCUCGCUAUUUCCACGUGUCCAGUAAUCAGACCAAUCGCUGGGGCCACCAGCGCUCGUACAGACUGCAAGUGGUGACGUUUGCUGGAGACCAUCUACCAGAGAGUGAACCUGAGGAGAGGUCGAUGUCCUGGGCACGGUACAAACUGGCCAUUACCAAGUAUAAAGAUGAGGAACAGACCAGCAGCAGCCUGUUUAGUCAGAACGACAUUUGGAAUCCAGCAGUUGACUUCAGUAAAUUCAUUGAAGACAAUGAGAGAAUUGAAAACGAGGACCUGGUUGCCUGGGUAACCACAGGUUUCCUUCACAUUCCCCAUGCAGAGGACAUCCCUAAUACAGUUACUGUGGGCAACGGGGGUGGCGUCAUCUUGAGGCCACACAACUAUUUUGAUGAGGACCCAUCAAUUAGCUCUCCAGAUGGUGUGUAUAUCCAGCCUGGAUCAGAGACAGACUGCCAAUACAACAGGUUGGCCUGUCUGCAGUCACACAUGUGCACUCCUACUGCAGAGCAGUUUACCUUCAAUGGCUUUGAUGAGGUCAUGAAGUUUGAAGAGUAAAGGAUAGUAAGAAGAGAGUCUGUGAAGAUCCUUAGGACAAUGCAAACUGAGUGACAUUAUUUACGUACAUAAGAUCUCUUUACAUAUGGAUGAGGUUUAUUAAACUAAUACUUAAAAAAAAUUAUUUUGUCAGUAGCACUGUGUCUUAAUUCAUGUAUUGACAGUAAAAUAAACACAGACCAUAAGCAUCCUAAAUGCUCCGUGAAAUAAAACAAAACUUUUCCAAAAUCUAUAUCUUUGAUAAAGCUGAACAAAACUAUUCAUGUAUUUAAUACAAAUACAACAACACCAAAAUAUAACUGUGUUAAUGUUGACAGUUAUUAACACGUUAACGCAUUAACUUUCACUUUGACUAUUAGUCAAAGACAAAGUUAACGCAUGAAAGCAUUAACUCAUUAUUAACACGUUAACUUUGACAGCCUUACCAAAAACUAUUUGUACCUUUGACAAAAACUGAAUGAAACUAUUCACACCCUUGGUAAAAGUGAACAAAACAAUUUAUACCUUUGAUAAAUCAGAACAAAUGAGUGUAUAUACGUGCUUACAUGUACACUCUUAGUGUUAAUUUGACACUGGUGAAUUUUUGUCCCAAAUGAAUUGCAAAAUACUAUAAUCUAUUUCUUGUGAUUCUUUUGAAGAUAGAAUUUGAUUUUUUAAAAGUAUAUUUCUUCCAUAAUUUUUAAGUGUGUGUAAGUACCAGACAUGCCAUUUCAUGUAUCUGCAGGUUUUAGAUGGUUUGUAUUGUAAGCUAUGUGAUUAACUUUACAAUCUUGUUUUAUGCAUUUGUUAUAAAUGUGAAAUUAGUGAAAUUCACGCUUAAGUAUCACAGCGAUUCAAAUUACAAUUUGGCAUGAUGUCAAGCCAUUGCCUCUGUAUUAACUUAACUGCACUGUUUUUACACGAUACAGACUGCACAAUAAUUAUUCUGAAAGAAAAUAAAGGUUUGUGUGCA